Solanum stenotomum is the source of this 2391-nucleotide messenger RNA. RefSeq lists its product as uncharacterized. The record is from RefSeq and is a predicted model, not a curated record. Bases 1 to 2391 code for a protein of 796 amino acids. The transcript is spliced from 4 exons. Lineage: Eukaryota; Viridiplantae; Streptophyta; Magnoliopsida; Solanales; Solanaceae.
AUGGUUUCUUCUGAUGAAACUCCAGCUAUCACUAACUCAGGAUCCAGUUCUAAGGAUUGUAAUCACCAUCUUUUCCUUCAUUCCUCGGAUUACCCAGGAAUGAGUCUUAUUAAUUUCACUUUUGACGGCAAGGGCUAUGGUGGAUGGCGUAGAUCAGUCCUGAUAGCUCUCUCAGCAAAAAAUAAGAUUGCUUUCAUAGAUGGCUCUGCUUUGGAACCAUCUGCAGAUUCACCAGACUUCAAACCUUGGAAUAGAUGCAACGACAUGGUGUUGUCUUGGUUGCUGAACUCUCUAUCCAAGGAGAUAUCUGGAAGUGUCAUAUAUUCGAAGACUGCACGGGACCUCUGGGCAGAUCUGGAGGCACGUUUUGGCCAAACAAAUGGGGCUGAACUCUAUCACCUGCAAAAGGAGCUAAGCGACUUAGUUCAAGGAUCAAGUGACAUAGCAGGAUAUUUCACCAAAUUCAAAAGACUGUGUGAUGAAUUGGAGACUCUAAAUGCUGAUGUUAACUGUGGAUGCACUUGCUCUUGUGGAGGUAAGGCAAAAAUCACUAAGUCUCUACAAGAUGAGAGGCUUAUUCACUUCCUCAUGGGUUUGAAUGAUACAUAUGCAGCUGUUAGAGGAAAAAUUCUAAUGCUAGCACCUCUUCCUAGUGUUAGUCAUGCUUAUUCUCUAUUAAUUCAAGAUGAGAAACAAAAGGAGGUAUAUGUUAACAAUCAAUAUCCAGGAGACUCCUCUUCUUUUUUAGCUGCUAAAUCUCAGAGCAAGUAUUCAGGGAACUCUUCUUCUUAUCCAACAGCUAGUUAUCCGAAUAACACAUCAAAAUUUGAAAACUAUGACUGCAAAGAAAAAGCAAAAUUUGUUAAUCACCUGAGGAGAAACAAUUUUGCUUGCUCUCAUUGUAAGAAGAUUGGACACUCUAUUGAUCAGUGUUACAGGAUUGUGGGGUUUCCCCCUGACUUCAAAUUCACAAAAUCAAAGAGGCAACAAGGUGGUGCACAAAGUCAUGUAGCAUUGGCAGAUGGAAUUUCUGGACAGUCUAUGGAUGAUGGACAUGGUGUUGGGACUCAACAUCUCUCACAGGAGCAGUUCACACAGCUUAUCCAACUCCUGAACCAUGUCAAGGAGAACAAAUCAACAAACACACCAAUAUCAGAGGCCACUGCUAAUUCUGUUGCUUAUGCUGAUUCAGGAGCCUCGGAGCAUAUGGCUUUUGACAUCACCAUUUUUUCUAAUCUUACACCUUUGUGUAUGCCUUUAACUGUGAAUUUGCCAAACUCACAACAGGUAAAGGCCCCUUCACUAAGGAACCCUCUGGUUCUUGGUAAUUCUAAGGAUGGUCUUUAUUUUCUCCAAUCCUCAAGUGUUUUAUCUAGUUCCAUGUCUAAGAAGUCUAUUCCAAACAGUAGUUUAAAUUCCAGUAUUUUACCUAUUUCUCUUUAUGGUUGUAGUGAAAAAUCUAGUAUGUUUCCUAUUUCUAGUAGUGUUUCAGCAAAAUUAGGAGAAAAGAUUGAUGUAUCACUGUGGCACACUAGAUUGGGUCACUUGCCUUAUUCUACCAUGCGAUAUAUAAAAUCUGUUUUUCCCGAUUCUCUUUGUGAUUCUAAAGUUCCGUGUGAUGUUUGCCCUUUGGCAAGGAGUAAACUAGAGCCUAGAGCAACAAGAUGCAUUUUUUUGGGAUAUCCCACGGGAAAGAAGGCAUAUAAGGUCAUGGAUUUAUCAACUAGGAAGGUAUAUCACUCUAGGGAUGUUGUUUUUCAUGAAACAACUUAUCCUUUUUCUUCUUUUAUACCUUCAUCUCCUAUUUUUCCUCAAUCACAUGUAUUUGUCGAUUCUCUUACAGAUUCACUUACUUCUCCAAAUAACCUCAAUGUUCCUUCCACAAAUUCACCUAAUUUUCCUUCUACACAGUCUACUCAUUUUAGUUCACCUCUUCCUACCUCUAUUUCCUCCUCUUCUUCUCCCUCACCUCUCAAUUCUCCAUCCAUUCCAGUACGAAAAUCACUCAGAACUUCAAAACAGCCUUCCUAUUUGCAGGAUUAUGUCUGCAAUGCUGUUCAUUUUACUAAUCUCACAUUUACAUGUUUUUUAUCUCCAGUUCAAACUCCUACAUUUUCUUUUUCAGCCCUUUCUCACACUAAUCAGAAACUUCUAAAUUCCAUAUCUAGCAUUUCGGAACCUCUCAGCUAUGCUCAACAUCCUGGCUGGAUGCUGGCAAUGAAUUCAGAGUUUGACGCUCUCAUUUCAAAUCAAACUUGGGAUAUUGUGGAACUUCCAAUUGGUCACAAAGCUUUACCUUGUAAAUGGGUCUACAAGGUAAAACAUAAAUCUGAUGGUGGAAUUGAAAGACUCAAAGCCCGAUUGGUUAUAAGAGGGGGAUACACAACGUGA